Messenger RNA from Caenorhabditis elegans, 2110 nucleotides. RefSeq names its product Methyltransferase domain-containing protein (gene metl-13). The transcript has 12 exons. The record is from RefSeq and is marked reviewed. The coding region runs from base 4 to 1974 and encodes 656 amino acids. Lineage: Eukaryota; Metazoa; Nematoda; Chromadorea; Rhabditida; Rhabditidae.
GCCAUGUCCGCUCCAAAUGAGCCACAAUCUUUCACGGAUCCAGCGUACUGGAAGAACUUCUUUGCAAAACGAAAAUCUCCAUUCGAAUGGUACGGUGACUAUAAUUCUUUAUCAAAUGUAAUUGAUAAAUAUUUGAAACCGAAAGACACGUUCCUUCAACUUGGAUGUGGUAAUUCGGAAUUAGCGACCCAACUCUACGAUAAUGGAUUUCAUUGCAUUCACAGUAUUGAUGUAGAACCAUCUGUUAUUGCCACACAGAUUCGUAAAAAUAAAGAACGACUCGGAAUGACUUUUGAGACUGGAGAUGCUGCUAAUCUAUCCAUGGCCGAUGAAGCACAUACCAUUGUAAUUGAUAAAGGAACUCUCGACGCUCUUCUUCCACCAUCAGCUUCAGAAUCCGAUGAAGCAUUGGUUACAAAGAUGUUCGAGGAAGUUCAUCGUGUAUUGGCUUCUGGUGGAAGAUAUAUCAUUGUCACAUUGGCUCAACCACAUAUCACCGAGUUCUGGAUUAAUCACUUCUAUCCAUUAAAGCAAUAUAUCCUACGUGUUCAAAAAGUUGAGAACAAGGCUUCUGGAUUCCCAAUGCCAGUUUUCUGCUUUAUUGCCACGAAAAUGCGAGCACCAAUGCCAAAUCCAUUGCCUCUAGAAGUUCUUCGCUCCAGCUCCAUCCGUACUGAUCGUAUCGAUAGCACUGACGAAUUGAAGGAUUCUAUUCGUGGAGAACAGGAGCUCUCACAAUUCAUCUACCUGUGCUCGAAAAAGCUGGACUCUGAAGUUUCAAUCGACUUUCAUGGAGCAGAUCCAUCAUUAGGACCACGUUAUCGUAUCUGUGUUGUUGAUAAUCCAGAAGCCAAGAAGAUUGACACAUUCGCCGCAUUUGUGGUUCCAAUUGGACGUGAUUCUGAAUGGCUAUUCGCCUCACCAAAGGGACGAAAAGCUCUUCGUGUUCAAUGUGGCCGCGAACGUCUCGCAAUCGUUUUCCUCAACAGAAAUCAAAAAUAUGAAAAAGGAAUGGACGGUGUGAAGAGUGAUAUUGGACAUUUUGUUGGAAUGCUGGAUGUUAGACAAGAUAAUACUGGAAAUUACGAAAUUCUAUCCAUCGGAGGAGUCGAUGUUAAGCGAACCGUUUCAACGGGACGUUCGGAUAUCAAUGGUGGUUGGAGUGUUGAAGAAGUUACUGUUGAAGGAAAUCAAACUAGAAGACUAGUUUUUCUGAAUACGAUGAAUCUGGUACAAUCUGAAGCUUAUCUGAAAACCGGAAAGAAGAAGCAAACGGUCAUAGAUCUCGAUCAAUUGGCAUGCGAUUUCCAUAGAAUGAUGAUCGGAUCCCUAGCCAUCAGUCCGCAACAACCAUUAGCCAAGAAUGAUGCUCAGUGUAAGAUGGCUGUUCUUGGAUUAGGUGGUGGACUUUUGACUGCAUAUCUUGUCAGACAUUUCAAAAAGGCUCAUGUAACCGCUGUGGAACUUGAUCCAGAAGUACUCAAAAUCGCAAAUUCUCACUUCUCGUUCCCCCAUUCGGACGCUAGAAUUGACGUUGUCAUCCAAGAUGCUCUUAUUCAUCUCCAGGAGACUGCAAAGAAACCUGAAGAAGAGAAAUACGAUGUGAUUUUUGUGGAUGUUUCUGGAAGUCAGAACGCUGCUCUUCAAUGCCCACCAUCCGCCUUCCUUACCCCAGAAGCUCUAGGAAAUAUGAAAAACUCGGUGAAAGAACAAGGAAUGAUUAGUUUGAAUUUGGUUACACGCGAUUCGGAAUUCGGAAAGUCGAUUAAAAAGAAUAUCGCAGAGUAUUUCCCAACUCUCUACACAGUUCUGUCCUUCGAAGAUGUUAAUGAGAUUAUCAUCGGUCUCAAAACACCCAAGAACACAAUAAAACCAGUGGUUCCUCAGAAAUUAAUCAACACAGUUCGCAAAGAUAUUGGAAGCUAUGAUGAGGUUGUCGGUGCUAUCUCAAACAUUCGUAUGGUUGAUUAUUAAUUGCACAAUUUCGUUUGUUAUCUUGUUUAUUUUCAGUAAUUUUUUAUUAUAUGUAUUCGAUUGUUCCCAGUUAUUCAAAUUUUCCCCCGUUUGUUGUUUCGUUUGUUCACCUGAUGAAUUUUGUUUUACACUUUGC